AUGGCCCCUUCGGUCGACCAGCAGCAGCCUGCCAAGAUGACGACGAACAACGGCCCCCUCGAUACCCUCGCAAACGUCAAGCAGUCCCUCCUCAACGCCGCCACGCCCCAGAGGAGCGGCACCCACACCCCCGUCGACCACAUCCUCUCCAACAAUGUAGGAUACACGGAUACCGUCUUCGAGGGCAAGGCCGAACAGGCCGCCCAGGUCAAGUCGCUCCUCGCACAGAAGGGCUUCAUCCCGCCCGACCUGGUCAAUGCCGAGGUCGACUGGUUCUACCAGAACCUCGGCAUCGCCGACACCUACUUUGCCCUCGAGAACGUCGAGACGAUCGCCGACCACAUCCUCGCCCUGUUUGGCGCCAAGAUCAUGGCGUACACCAAGCACUCGAACAGCCUCGAGAUUGACCUGGAAAAGGAGUCGGACAACGGCGCCGUCUUUAUCCACUCGAGCCAGGCCGGCAAGAGCCAGGUGGCCGGCCCGCAGUGGGAGAAGCGCAUCGACUCCAACUACCUCGACAAGUCGAGCGUCGACAAGGCAUACCGCCUCGAGACGUACCGCUCCGCCGGCUCCGUGUCGGCGCAGUCCAAGCAGCAGCUGCGGUGCUACUUCCUGGCCAAGUGCAACUUUGUCGAGCCGCGGCCGGCGCCCGGCACGGCCGAGUACGCCCAGAUCCGCGCCGUGUCGGACAAGACGUUCCUCACCAAGGCGAGCGACAAGACGCUCGAGAUCUACCAGGCCAUCAUGGACGAAGUGCUGCGCCGCCAGGGCCCCGUCAUCGAGAUGUUUGAGGUCGAGGGCAGCCGCGAGCGCCGCAUCGUCAUUGGCUACCGCAUGGGCACCACCAACAGCUUCUUCAGCGCCCUCUCGGACCUGUACCACUUCUACGGCCUCUUCUCGUCGCGCAAGUACGUCGAGCAGUUCAGCAACAACGUCACCAUCAUCUCGAUCUACCUCAACCCGCUGCCGGCGUCGAGCAGCCCGCCGAUCGAGCACUCGAUCCACCAGGUGAUGAAGGAGGCCUCGCUCAUCUACGUGCUGCCCGACAACCCCUUCUUCCAGCCCGCCCUGGCCGAGAACACGCACGCGGUCCAGGAGGCCACCUACGCCUACGUCGGCUGGCUCUUCGCCCAGCACUUCUGCAACCGCCUGGGCCAGGCGUACCAGGCGCUGCGCAACCUCCUCGACGAAAACGACUCGCAGCAGGCGGCCAUCCUCAACGAGAUCAAGCUGCGCUUCCGCGAGGAGACGUUCACGCGCCAGUCGAUCCAGGAGGUCAUCGAGAACCACCCGACGCUGAUCCGCCUGCUCUACGUCCACUUUGCCAACACCCAUUACCCGGGCGGCGCCGAGGACCAGGACCUGGUGCCGACGCUGUCGUACCAGCGCCUGGUCAAGGAGGAGGUGCUCGACGACCAGCAGAUGUACGACCGCAUCCGCAAGGCGGCCAGCAACUCGCACGAGCGCCAGGUGCUCGAGGCCUUCCUCUUCUUCAACAAGGCCGUCCUCAAGACCAACUUCUACACGCCCACCAAGGUGGCGCUCAGCUUCCGCCUCGACCCCAACUUCCUGCCCGAGGUCGAGUACCCGGUGCGCCCCUACGGCAUCAUCUUUGUCGUCGGCGCCGAGUUCCGCGGCUUCCACGUCCGCUUCCGCGACGUCGCCCGCGGCGGCAUCCGCAUCGUCCGCAGCAAGAACCGCGAAAACUACAGCAUCAACCAGCGCACCCUCUUUGACGAGAACUACGCGCUCGCCAGCACCCAGCAGCUCAAGAACAAGGAGAUCCCCGAGGGAGGAGCGAAAGGCACGAUCCUGCCCACGCUCGACGCCAACCCGCGCCUGGCGUUUGAGAAGUACGUCGACGCCAUCAUCGACCUGCUCAUCAAGGGCGAGACGCCGGGCGUCAAGGAGCCCAUCGUCGACCUGCUCGGCAAGGAGGAGAUCCUGUUCCUCGGGCCCGACGAGGGCACCGCCGACCUGAUGGACUUCGCCGCCGAGCACGCCCGCUCGCGCGGCGCGCCCUGGUGGAAGUCGUUUACGACGGGCAAGACGGCGAGCACGCUCGGAGGCGUGCCGCACGACGUGUGGGGCAUGACUUCGCUCUCGGUGCGCCAGUACAUUGUCGGCAUCUACCGCACCCUCGGCCUCAAGGAGGCCGAGGUGACCAAGGUGCAGACGGGCGGGCCCGACGGCGACCUGGGCUCCAACGAGAUCCUCCUCUCGACCGACAAGACGGUGGCCAUCAUCGACGGCUCGGGCGUCAUCUACGACCCCAAGGGCCUCGACCGCCCGGAGCUGGUGCGCCUCGCCAAGGCGCGCCGCAUGAUUUCCGAGUUUGACGCGUCCAAGCUGUCGGCCCAGGGCUACCGCGUCCUCGUCGAGCAGAACGACGUCAAGCUGCCCUCGGGCGAGGUCAUCCCGGACGGCGUCGCGUUCCGCAACACGGCCCACCUCCGGUUCAGCGCCGACCUGUUUGUGCCGUGCGGCGGCCGCCCCGAGGCCAUCAACAUCUCCAACGUCGGCCAGCUGUUUGACGCCGAGGGCAAGCCCCACUUCAAGUACAUUGUCGAGGGCGCCAACCUCUUCAUCACGCGCCAGGCGCGCCUCGAGCUCGAGAAGCGCGGCGUCGUCCUGUACCCGGACGCCAGCGCCAACAAGGGCGGCGUCACGUCGUCGUCGCUCGAGGUGCUGUGCGGCCUCAGCCUGACGGACGCCGAGUACGUCGACAGCAUGCUCUUCAAGGACGGCAAGCCCACCAACUUCUACCUCAGCUACGUGCGCGACAUCCAGACCAUCAUUUCCAAGAACGCCGCCGCCGAGUUCGAGGCCAUCUGGACCGAGCACCAGCAGACGGGCAAGCCGCGCUCGCAGAUCUCGACCGAGCUCUCGACGACGCUCAACAAGCUCUCGGAGGAACUCGAGGCCACCGACCUCUUCUCCAACGUCGAGCUGCGCAGGGCCGUCAUGACGCACGUCUUCCCGCCGACGCUCGUCAAGAAGGUCGGCCUCGACACGCUCAUUGGCCGCAUCCCCGAGGCCUACGCCCGCUCGGCCUUUGCCGCCAAGGUGGCCGCCAGCUUCGUGUACGCGCGCGGCCCCAACGCCAGCCACGUCGACUUCUACAAGCACAUCUCGAGCCUCCUCUCGGCGCCCCAGUGA
This is a messenger RNA of Pseudozyma flocculosa PF-1, 3159 nucleotides long. RefSeq lists its product as uncharacterized. The record is from RefSeq and is a predicted model, not a curated record. The coding region runs from base 1 to 3159 and encodes 1052 amino acids. Lineage: Eukaryota; Fungi; Basidiomycota; Ustilaginomycetes; Ustilaginales; Ustilaginaceae. Gene Ontology annotation, molecular function: L-glutamate dehydrogenase (NAD+) activity. Gene Ontology annotation, cellular component: mitochondrion. The transcript is spliced from 3 exons.